This is a messenger RNA of Caenorhabditis elegans, 1350 nucleotides long. RefSeq names its product MULE transposase domain-containing protein (gene AC8.10). The record is from RefSeq and is marked reviewed. The transcript is spliced from 8 exons. Bases 1 to 1350 code for a protein of 449 amino acids. NCBI's taxonomy places the organism in Eukaryota, Metazoa, Nematoda, Chromadorea, Rhabditida, Rhabditidae.
AUGAAGCCGAGAACAAAGUGGUGGUGUGGAAUUGAUUGGGAAACAAACAUCACUUGGCAGGAAGUUGACCAGAUUGCAGUAAAACAAUUACGCGAGUUGAAAUCAAAGAGAACACUCAAUGUGAAAUUGAAUGGAGAAGAACAUCCAAAUGUUCCGUACGAUUUUCACGUGUGGACAAAAUCCGAAAAAGACGAAAACGGGAAAACCAAAAGAACACAGCCAUUGAUGAAACCUGUUUCAGUCUUCGGAGAACAAAUGCACACAAUUCACUGUGUUGAGCUGGAGAACGGCACAGUCAAAAAACAGUGUCUGCGCUUUCGAGAGUACGUCUAUGUCAACUACUUCAGCAUAAGCGACACUUACGAAGUGCCGGAGUGCAAUGAAGAUGUCUACAGACCACUCAAUAGCCAAGUCGCUGUCAAGAAAUUUCUGAAAGAAGAAGCUAUUCCACAUAGAACGUUAGAAGGAGUUCGUCAGGUGAUGGAAGAGCGCGGACAUCACAUUUCCACAAAACAGAUUCAAAACGCUGCACGAAGCGUUCGAGACGCGGUCGUCGGAAACACUGGCCCACAUCUUUCUACAACCGAAGACAUGUUGAAGGCGUUGCAAUCGCAAAACCCGGAUCGUGUCAAAUAUUGGAUCGAUGCAAAACAACAACUCCACUUCAACAUUUUCACGCUCUUCCCUGACGCUUUGAAACUAUUCGUUCACGGAUGUCCUACUGUAACCCAGCAUGAGAGAUGGCAAAGAAAAGUGGAGAGAUGGAGCUUGUUGGAUAAGCAGGAAAGGAAAAAGAAAAUCUCGGAAGUUCUCAAAAAACAUCCGGACGGAAUGAUUUUUGCUUCUCGAAUAAUGGUAGAUACAACGUUUCAAUUGGGUGAUUUCUACGUCACAUUUGUAAAUGGGGAAUGUCCACGAUUCAGAACAGCUCGAUCAUUGAAAGCAAGGAUGCUUCCGCUUGGAUUUUUUAUUCAUACUACAAAAGAGAGACCAAAUCAUAAGGAAUUCGCCGAGUUGUUGCGGUCCGAAUUGAAUCUCGUGCAAGUAGCUGGAGAACCCAGAAAAAUUCCAUGUGUUGUAAUUGACGGAGAAGCAGCACUGGGUGAAUACGCGAAGGCGGUAGAUUCACCAUGUGUACGCUGUGAUCGACACAUUUUGACACUUAUUUCGCACAAUUGUGGACAAAACGCCUCACGUGGCGCUCAAGCUUUGCUGUUUGGAAAGAAGGUCGGUGGAACGUUUCGAGCCGGGCUUCUGGGAUCAUUUUCAAUGGAAGAAUUUGAAGAAAAACUGAAAAAGUGUGAGAAACGCAUGGCGGCUCCGGUUUUUGAAUGGACAAAGGCGAAUUAA